Molecule: messenger RNA, 930 nt
Organism: Momordica charantia (bitter melon)
Lineage: Eukaryota; Viridiplantae; Streptophyta; Magnoliopsida; Cucurbitales; Cucurbitaceae
Product: GTP-binding protein YPTM2
Molecular function (GO): GTP binding; GTPase activity
Source: RefSeq, a predicted model, not a curated record
GCAAAAUUUGUAGGUUCUUCAGAAUCGCGAAUACAAAUCAUUCUUUGCCUUGUUUUCCUUCUAAUUCUAUUCAAUUCAAAUCCGUUCUUCUCCGGCCAAAUUCUUCGCAUUCCGAUCGAAACUCGCCGGGAAAUUUUACGUCUCUCCAGUACCGUGUGGAAUUCUUCGUGAUUCCAUCGAUCUCGACCGCUCGAAGCCAUGACGCCUGAAUAUGAUUAUUUGUUUAAGCUCUUGCUUAUCGGAGAUUCUGGUGUUGGCAAAUCAUGUCUCCUUUUGAGGUUUGCAGACGAUUCAUAUUUGGAUAGCUACAUUAGCACCAUUGGGGUUGACUUUAAAAUCCGCACAGUGGAACUCGAUGGGAAGACUAUUAAGCUCCAAAUAUGGGAUACUGCUGGUCAAGAACGUUUUAGAACAAUAACCAGCAGCUACUACCGUGGUGCUCAUGGCAUUAUUGUUGUUUAUGAUGUUACAGAUCAAGACAGUUUCAAUAAUGUUAAGCAAUGGUUAAAUGAAAUUGAUCGUUACGCAAGUGAAAACGUGAAUAAGCUUCUUGUGGGUAAUAAGUCCGACCUGACAGCAAACAAAGUCGUCUCCCACGAGACAGCAAAGGCAUUUGCGGAUGAAAUUGGAAUCCCCUUUAUGGAAACAAGUGCUAAAAGUGCCACGAACGUUGAACAGGCUUUCAUGGCCAUGGCUGCUGAAAUCAAGAAUAGGAUGGCGACUCAACCAAUGAACAAUGCGCGGCCGCCAACCGUGAAAAUUCGAGGACAGCCAGUGAACCAAAAGUCUGGUUGCUGCUCGUCGUGAAGGAAAGGAAAAGUGUUUUGAUUAGCAACACUGUACCUGUGUGUGGUCCAUGGUUGGUCCUCCUUUGACAUGUAAAACUCUUUGGAUUAGCUUCUGUUCUAAAGCUUUCUUUUGUUUUCUUCA